CGCCGGUUUAGGAUGAGCACAGACUUGUUCAAGCGCAUUGCAGAGAAACUAGCGAGCCAUGACCGGUUUUUUCAGCAAAGGAGGAAUGCCGCCGGAGAGCUCGGGCAUAGCACCUUUCUGAAGGUGACAGCCGCAUUGCGUAUGUUGGCAAACAGUAUCCCGGCUGAUCUAGUUGAUGAUCACUUGGCUAUGGGUGAGAGUCAAGCCAUCAUGUGUGUCAAGUGCUUUGCAGUGGGAAUUGUGCAAGUGUUUAGCGAGGAGUAUUUGAGAUCUCCCACUGCUGAAGACGUCGCAAGGCUAUUGGCGAUGAACAAGGCUCGCGGCUGUCCUGGCAUGCUUGGCUCAAUAGAUUGCAUGCAUUGGAGUUGGAAGAAUUGUCCAAAGGCAUGGCAUGGGCAAUUCCACGGCCAAAAAAAGGGCUCCACUAUAAUCCUUGAAGCGGUGGCCGAUCAGGAGACUUGGAUUUGGCAUGUGUUCAAUCGUAUCCGAGAGGGAGUGGUUGCUCAUGACCCAUACUUCCAGUGCAAGACGGAUGCCCUUGGCAAACUAGGAUUCUCCUCUUACCAGAAAUGCACCGCGGCCAUCUGCAUGCUUGCAUAUGGAAUUCCAGGCGAUCUGGUGGAUGAGUAUGUGCGUAUGAGUGAGACAACAUGUCUGAUGUCAAUGUACAAGUUCUACCAGGCUAUGAUCGAGGUGUUUGGCCCUGAGUACUUGAGGCAGCCAAGUGUUGGUGAUACAAAGAGAUUGUUGGCGGCCAACGCAACUAGAGGCUUUCGGGGCAUGCUUGACAGCAUAGAUUGUAUGCAUUGGGAGUGGAAGAACUGUCCAUUUGCUUGGCAGGGCCAGUACAAGGGGCAUUUCAAAGCAUGCACUGUCGUAUUAGAAGCGGUGGCUUCGCAGGAUCUUUGGAUAUGACAUUCUUUCUGCAUGGCAGGUUCUCACAAUGAUAUCACCGUGCUGCAGCGUUCUUCAGUCUUCGCAAGGCUUGCAGAAGGACACUCCCCACCUGUCAACUUUGAGAUCAACGACCACCAGUACAACAAGGGAUACUAUCUAGCUGAUGGUAUAUAUCCUCAGUGGUCAACUUUUAUGAAGACAAUCUCGAACCCCCAAGAUGAGAAGAGAAAGAAAUUUGCCCAAAUGCAAGAGAGUGCUAGAAAGUAUGUGGAACGUGUUUUUGGUGUGCUUCAAUCCCGAUGGGGUGUCGUUCGAAACCCUGCACUGUCAUGGGAUGAAAGGAAGCUUUGGGAGGUGCUGACUGCUUGUGUGAUCAUGGACAACAUGAUCGUUGAGGACGAGCGUGAUGACAGUAUCUUCGACCAAGGAUUUGAUUAUCAAGGUGAAAAUGUUGAGCCCCUGCACCAAGAACCGGCCACGUUUCAACAAUUUGUCCAGUUCCAUCGUGAGAUGCGUGAUUGGCACACUCAUUUGGAUAUUCAAAAUGACUUGGUUGAACACAUGUGGGAACAUAUUGGCAACCAAUAG
Molecule: messenger RNA, 1485 nt
Organism: Hordeum vulgare subsp. vulgare (domesticated barley)
Lineage: Eukaryota; Viridiplantae; Streptophyta; Magnoliopsida; Poales; Poaceae
Source: RefSeq, a predicted model, not a curated record